AUGGUAUUUACAGAAGAAGAAGAAAAAGGCCUAGUAACCUACAUUAAAAAUGUCGCCCACAUGCAGUACGGAUUGACCAAAAAAGGUGUGAGGCUCCUAGCUUUCAAGUAUGCCAGGGCCAAUGAGAAAAAAAUGCAUACCACUUGGAAUGAGGAAGAAAUUGCUGGGGAAGAAUGGAUGCGAGGGUUUUUAAAGAGGCACGGCGAUUUGUCAGUUCGUAAACCGGAGGCGACAAGCUUGAGUCGCAUGACUAGUUUCAACAGGAGCAAUGUUGGGCUUUUCUUUAAUCAUAUUAAAGAAGUUCACAGAAAAUAUGGUCCUAUCGCACCUGAUAAAAUUUGGAACUUAGACGAAACGGGUCUCAGCACAGUCCAAGGCCAAUCUAAAAUAAUUGCCCCAAAGGGGGUAAAACAGAUAGGAAGUGCUACGUCGGCUGAAAGAGGAUCUUUAGUAACAAUGAUCGCUGCUGUAAAUGCAGUUGGCAAUUCGUUGCCCCCUAUGUUGAUAUUUCCCCGUGUACAUUUCAAAGAUAGGAUGCUCUUUGGGGGACCAGCAGGAUCUAUUGGGGCCGCCAAUCCUUCUGGAUGGUCCAAUGAAGCGACAUUCAUUAAAUUUUUGGACCACUUUUUGAACACUGUCAAGAGCUCAAAGGAUGAUCGUGUCUUGCUCAUUCUAGACAACCACGAAACCCACCUUUCUCCGGAGGUCCUUGACAAGGCAUCUAAUGCAGGCAUUGUGGUGGUUACUUUCCCCCCGCAUACUUCACACAGCUAG
Molecule: messenger RNA, 774 nt
Organism: Photinus pyralis (common eastern firefly)
Lineage: Eukaryota; Metazoa; Arthropoda; Insecta; Coleoptera; Lampyridae
Exons: 1
Coding region: 1-774 (257 amino acids)
Cellular component (GO): nucleus
Molecular function (GO): DNA binding
Source: RefSeq, a predicted model, not a curated record